Zonotrichia leucophrys gambelii is the source of this 3404-nucleotide messenger RNA. RefSeq names its product carbohydrate sulfotransferase 1 (gene CHST1). The coding region runs from base 1451 to 2710 and encodes 419 amino acids. Gene Ontology annotation, biological process: N-acetylglucosamine metabolic process; carbohydrate metabolic process; keratan sulfate proteoglycan metabolic process. Gene Ontology annotation, cellular component: Golgi membrane; trans-Golgi network. The record is from RefSeq and is a predicted model, not a curated record. Lineage: Eukaryota; Metazoa; Chordata; Aves; Passeriformes; Passerellidae. Gene Ontology annotation, molecular function: N-acetylglucosamine 6-O-sulfotransferase activity; keratan sulfotransferase activity. The transcript is spliced from 2 exons.
AGGCAUCUGAUCUCUGGUUUGCCUGUUUUGGGGAGCUGGUAGCAGGUUUCUGCUAUAACCAGGACGAUCUGAGUCUCACCUGCUCCAGCAUCCAUCAGCAAUGAAGCAAAGAGUAGGAGUUGAGGUUGUGUGAGGGAUGCAGUGUGGUUGGCCAUCACUAGAGAGCAGGAAAGCAUUCCCACUACAGCUUCCACCUAGGUAGCAUGCAGAAGUCACUUGGGCCAGGAGACCCCAGCAGGGACUCUCCUGUCCUGUUCUGCCUUACCAGACCUGGGAAAACACUUUAUCCAAGGGCUAGAAUAUCCCAUGUGGACAUUGGGGUGGAGUUUCCCCUUUGCAGGGUGGGUAACACAAAUCCAGCAGCAGCAACAGCCAAGCAUCUCUGAAUUCGGUCCUCCAGCCAUGUGGCACAAUCCUUGGCAGGCAGCAGUCCAGGUGAAAGCAACCUGUAUUCAAAGCAUCAUUUUGGGUCGAAAGCACAGCUCGUAGUGCACAGAUAAAGGGAGUGCUGGUGGGCAGCUGCAUGCAACAGCUGUGCCAGCCCCCCUGUCCUGGGGUCCUGCUCUAGACCCCUGCUCCCAGUGAGAGGUCUCUGGAGUUGGUAGUUCCUGAAGCUCCCUGCCUCCACAAAUCAGCUGGGGCAAUCAGCAAACAAUAAAAAUAUUAAUUUCAAAAAAGCGAGGCUUUUUUACUCACCUGCAGCUCUGAGCUGCCCUCCUGGUGUCACUUGCUGGCUGACAAGGUCUCCCCGGGGUGUGGAACAUAUGGAGGACAUGGGAACAACACACUGUGGCAGCUGCUGUGGGCUCUGCAGGGACCACACACCAGGAACAUUGCACUAUCCCAAGCUCAUCAGGGAUUUCAGUGUGCUCUGUGCUACAACAGCCCUUACAUGCUGAAAUCCAUCACUGGUCCACUGCUGUCCCUCAGAGACCUUGUACAAGCAGCAGCAACACUGGCUCUGACAGUCCCCACCCACAGUGACCUGGUGCUGAGCAGGGGACCAGGCACUCACCAUGAGCUUGGGGCCAGCACGUUGUUCUCCCUGGGGACCCACAGAAAGCAGGCAAGAGGAAGCAAUGGCAGUGAUGAUACAGUGGGCUCUGCUGGGCGAGGAGCAGAUACACUUGGGUCUUGUCCCCUCGGUUUGCUGGAGGUGGAUGGGCAGGUGAAUGUACCACAUUGUGGGAGGAGAGACAUGGAAGGAAGAUGGAUGCAGAGGAGCUUUAAAACCAUUGCUUAUAGUGGUGUGUCUCCCACACGCAGGUGCUUUAGCUUGUUGGAGUUUCUGGGAUGCAUCCUCUGUGUUCCGUCUCCCAGCCCCACCCCGAUCCCCCAGUGGCAAGUGUGUGGAUGUGAAAUGUCUGCGCUGUGGAGAGCAGCAGGCAGUCCAUGAACAUUAUUUGACACCAAGACGACCUGCGAAGAAGCUCCAUGAAGGUGACCAGCCAUGCAAUGUUCCUGGAAGGCUGUACUCCUCCUAGCCUUGGCAUCCAUUGCAAUCCAGUACACAGCAAUCCGGACCUUCACUGCCAAGUCCUUCCACAGCUGCCCCAUCCCUAAUCCUGUGAACUGCAGCCUGAGCCAGGACACUGAUGUGGCUGACAGGCUGUGCGAUGAGAAUCCCACUUUCCCGUACAACCUCUCCAGGAAGACUCAUGUUCUUAUCCUUGCCACCACCCGCAGCGGCUCCUCAUUUGUCGGGCAGCUGUUCAACCAGCACUUUGAUGUCUUCUAUUUAUUUGAGCCCCUCUACCACGUCCAGUACACCCUGAUCCCAAAGCUGACCCAGAGCAAGAGUACGACAGACAGGCGGGUCAUGCUGGGCGCCAGCCGAGACCUGCUGAGGAGCCUGUAUGACUGUGACCUCUACUUCCUGGAGAACUACAUCAAGCCCCAGCCUGUCAACCACACCACCGACCGCCUCUUCCGCAGGGGAGCCAGCAAGGCCCUGUGCUCACCACCUGUAUGUGAGUCCCUGGGAGCUGUGGAUCUCCACUUGGAGGAAGGAGACUGCGUGAAGAAGUGUGGGACCUUGAACCUGACGCUGGCCACUGAGUCCUGCAGAGAGCACGGCCAUGUGGCCAUCAAAACCGUACGGGUGCCCGAGGUCAAUGACCUCCGGGCCCUGGUGGAGGACCCACGGCUGAACCUGAAGGUCAUCCAGCUGGUGAGGGACCCCCGGGGGAUCCUGGCAUCCCGGAGUGAGACCUUCCGAGACACCUACAGGCUGUGGAGGAUCUGGGACGGCACUGGCAGGAAGCCAUACAACCUGGACGUGACCCAGCUCACUACAGUGUGUGAGGACUUCUGGAACUCUGUGUCCACCGGCCUCAACCGGCCACCGUGGCUCAAGGGCAAGUACAUGCUGGUGCGGUAUGAAGACCUGGCCAGGAACCCCAUGAAAAAGACUGAGGAGAUCUAUGAUUUCCUGGGCAUCCCCAUGGACAGCAACGUGGAGCGCUGGAUACAGAACAACACCCGAGGAGACAGGUCCUCCUCCAAACACAAGUACGGGACGGUGCGCAACUCGGCGGCGACGGCGGAGAAGUGGCGCUUCCGUCUGUCCUACGAGAUCGUGGCGUUCACCCAGCACGCCUGCCAACAGGUGCUGGCACAGCUCGGCUACAAAACUGCUGGCUCCGAGGAGGAGCUGAAGAACCUCUCCAUCAGCCUGGUGGAGGAGAGAGACUUCCUGCCCUUCUCCUAAGGCAGCCCCAACGGGCCUGGUUUUGAUGCGUACUGUUUCUAACUGAUGCCUUAUUUUAUUUUCUUUCCUUUUGUUUCCCCCUCUUUCUCUCUCUUGUCUUUUUCUCUCCAAAAUUUGCACUAAACCUUGAGCGGGAAUCUCAAAGGCCGAGUCCAGGGGAAGUGACUGCUGCCCCUCAAUACAUUUUGGAUGCCAGGAGGAGUUGAGUCUCUCCAAUCAAGAGCUAGAACUCUGGAUGGGUAACAAUGUUUACAAAACACACAAAAUGUAUAAAGCAACCUUCAAGCUUUCCAAACCGAAGGGUGUCUGGGGUACUGUACUUUUGCACUGUUUACUUUUACAAUGUAAGAGGUAAAUAUAAAUAUAAUUUAUGAAUGGUGACAUCCCCUCCAGAAUAACUUCCCCUGCCCCAAAUGAACACGUUAGACUGGAAGCUGAAAGUGUAACAACCUCCUCGUUUUUGAUCUCAGUGCGACAUGUCUGUCUGUUUAAGUCCUGUUACUGGGCUGGGCAGUUGGUCAGCUGCUCCUACAUGGUUGUUUGGUAACACCUGUGAUAUUUCUUUGUGCCAAAAACCCACUAAAAGGAAGGAAAAAAAAAAGGGAAAAAAAGCGAUUGGGUCAUUUGGUAAAAGCCCAACACAUUUAAUGCUUUAUUUCUGUGUUUUCUGUAAAUAAAAGUGCAAUAAAACUGA